UAGCGCUUCGAAAUUCAACCAAAAACAGUUGGUUUUCUUAAUUCAACUGCCCACGCAAGCUACGUGGGGUCGCAUAUAUUGCCAGUCGUUAUUUUCAGUCACAUGAAAUAUUUUAUUUUCUUUUAACUUUGAAAAGACGACACACACUGGUCUGAGGUGCCGACGGUGCAAUAAAUUUAAUAAUCGAGCUGUAUAAUACAGUCGUCGUAGAAUGUGUGAUCUUUUCGUGCACGCUUUAUCAGUUGAGUACGCUCGCUCUUGCAAUCAGGAUGGGUCAGAUUUUCGGUGCAGUUGCGGUGUUAUUAGUAUUACUUUUCUCAGUGCUCGGUGAAGAAGUUUCUUAUGAAGGUUUUAAAAUAUACAAUGUUUAUACCAGAACACGUACCGAGUUGGAGCUACUUCAACGUGUCAGCAAUGACUUGGAUUUGGAUUUUUGGAGUCCCGCAGUGCUUAACAAAAACGCUUCUGUGAUGGUUAGCCCAUGGAAUGAUGAAUCCUUCAGAAGUCAGCUGGUUAUGAAUAAUGUUGAGCAUCGAGUUAUUCAAAACAAUGUCCAAAGGUUGAUUGAUCAUGAAAACGUCAUGAAUAUGAUCAAAACUCGUAAACGCCGUAGCACCGCUCAGGAUGACACUAUUGCUAAGUUUGACCACUUCUGGACGUUGGAAGAAAUAUACCAGUACUUGGAUGACCUGAAAAAGCAAUAUCCUAAAUUAGUGCGUGUCAUGGACUAUGGAGUUACUCACGAGGGCCGUCCAAUAAAAGUUAUCACCAUCAGCGCCAAGGAGGUGGUUGAUGAGUUUCAUCCGGUAGUGUUAAUCGAUGGUGGCAUACAUGCCCGUGAAUGGGCAGGCCAUAUGGCGGUGUUGUAUCUGAUUCAUCAACUGGUUGAACGUUCUGCGGAGAAUAUGGACCUUUUGAGCAACACUAAUUGGGUGAUAAUGCCGGUGGCGAACCCUGAUGGAUAUGUUUACACACAUCAAUCCAACCGGUUGUGGAGAAAAAACAGAGCACCGUCCAAUACUGUUUGCACUGGAACGGAUUUGAACAGAAACUUCCCUUUUCAAUGGGCUUUUUAUGGAGGCGAAUGCUCAAUUGGAUACGCUGGUCCCACUCCCGCCUCGGAGCUGGAAACACGAGCAAUGAUGCUGUUGAUGGCAAAAUACGCACGCGUUACGCAAGUCUACCUGGCGGUCCAUACUUGCGGCGAUUACAUUCUUUACCCCUAUGGAUAUGACUACGUGGAUGCUCCUAACAAAGCGCAAUUGCAGGAACUGGGAGAUAAAGCCGCAGCAGCCGUCAAAGCGAUCGGGGGCCCGGAUUACACCGUGGGGAGUGCGGCUUUCCUGUUAUAUCCAGCCAAUGGAAGCGAUGACUUCAUUUACGGUAGCUUUGGAGUGGAAUAUGCGUACACCUUGGAGCUUUCUUGUAGUGCCAGUAGCGGUGACGGUUUCAUAAUCAGCCUUGAGGAGAUGCAGAAAAUCAACAAGGAAGCCUUCGAAAUGUUCAAAGUUUUUGGAAAAUUUGCGGGAGAACAAACCGUCAAGCCCCUCACAUCAAGUCGUCAAUCUACGUAAAGCUUAUCGGUCUCGAAUUGACCAUUAAAUUGCGAGUGAAUAAACAAUGAAUACCUCUAUAAACCAA
Messenger RNA from Aedes albopictus (Asian tiger mosquito), 1641 nucleotides. RefSeq names its product carboxypeptidase B. Gene Ontology annotation, molecular function: zinc ion binding; metallocarboxypeptidase activity. Gene Ontology annotation, biological process: proteolysis. The record is from RefSeq and is a predicted model, not a curated record. The transcript is spliced from 3 exons. Bases 270 to 1574 code for a protein of 434 amino acids. Lineage: Eukaryota; Metazoa; Arthropoda; Insecta; Diptera; Culicidae.